AUGGACUCAAGAGAUAUCCCACAACCACAGCACCAAGAGCUUCAGACACCACCGGGAAUGUUAUUGUCUCAUUACCCUAACUUUAACAUUAGCACAAUGAUGGUACCUCCUCGUCUAACUUUUGGCUCUCUUGCACCACUCCCGCAGCAGAUGGAUCAGAAAACGCUUGAAUCUCUUGGACACGUGGAAGAAGUAUCUCCUUCUUCUCAACCGAUGCGAUUUGGGAUUGAUCAGAACCAGAAUGAGCAACAACAACAACAAGUGAAGAGGAAGAGAGGAAGGCCAAGGAAAUACGCUCCUGAUGGUACCAUUGCAUUAGGUUUAGCUCCGACUUCUCCUCGUGACGGAGAUAGCGGCAGAGUAAGUACACACUCUGCUGAUCCACCUGCUAAACGAGCCAGAGGAAGACCUCCAGGCUCUAUCAAGAAACAAUAUGAUGCCUUAGCAGGAACGUCAAGAGUUAUGUUUACUCCUCAUAUCAUUGAAGUGAAAGAAGGAGAGGAUAUAUUAUCAAAGGUGGUGGCGUUUUCUAAUGAAGGGCCACAAACAGUUUCUGUUCUCUCUGCAACUGGCGCAGUUUCUGAAAUGACACUUCAUAAUUUUACUCAUAAGGGACGGUUUGAUAUCGUUAAACUCUCAGGCUCCUUAUCCAAUUAUGAGGUAAAUGGUUCCAUCUCCAGAUGUGGUAGCUUGACUGUGACUUUGGCUGAUCCCAAUUUCCAGAUUUUAUGUGGCACUGUAGUUGGUCCGCUAGUAGCUGCAACACCAGUGAAGGUCAUAGUGGGAAGCUUUGUUGAGGAAGCAAAGAAACUGAAACAAAGUACGGGUAACAAUGCUCAGGGACAGAAUCCUGAACCGGCUUCAGGACCAGCUAAUAUCUUGAACUUUGGAUCAAACUCUCAAGGACCAUCAAGCGAGUCAUCAGAAGAGAAUGAAAGCGGUUCUCCUUCAAUGCAGCACAAUGACAACAACUAUAAUGGGAUUUAUGGAAACUCAAUGGCUCAACUGCAACUGAGUCAGAUGCAAAUGUAUAAUCUUUGGCCUAGUAGUGGUCAGUAAACUGAAUUUUCUGCAGAUUCGGUUUUGUUUUGGUGUUUAGGCUGGUUUUGAUCUUUGUUUCCUUUGAGAAGGGUUAGGCUUGCUUGAGGCUUCUUUUGUUUUUUGGAGGUUUUAGAUAAUUAUAGGG
Messenger RNA from Eruca vesicaria subsp. sativa (arugula), 1186 nucleotides. The record is from the annotation of a GenBank genome assembly. NCBI's taxonomy places the organism in Eukaryota, Viridiplantae, Streptophyta, Magnoliopsida, Brassicales, Brassicaceae.